UACUAAGUCACGCUGGGCAGUGAGCAUUAACGAAGGCAACUGAAACCUGAUCAACCAGUUCCCCAAUGGACUGAAGGGGGAACUUCCCCGAGACAAAACCCGCCGAUCAGCAAAUAACUCAAUAGUCGUGUGGGGAUGUUUCACUUCUCCAUCGCGACUCGUCUCUCGACAGGACCGGGCAGGGCAACUUGGUCACGUUGGAGAGCAUUCAGCAUAUAAAGGCAGCUCUGGUCGCCCCGGAUAUUUGCUAUCAUCCCCCAGCACAACAAACAAGAACAACCACAACUUCAAUCCUCCUGACAACUCACCAAUCAACCAAAAUACCUACCCCAAAAUGAAGCUCCUUGCUCUCCUCUCCACCAUCGCCGGUGUCUCGGCCCUUCCUCAGGCCGCCACCACCACCGCCAGCCAGCAACAGCAAGCCAACUUCAACUCCUUCAACGUGAUGUCCGCUCGCUCGGCCUCGCCCAUCCACCUGCUUCCCUUGAACGCCGCCUCGGGCGGCUUCUACCUGGGCCUGCAGAACGCCUCGAGCUACUGCCCCGAGGUUGUGGAGAAGCUGGGCGCUUGUCCCCCAGGCACCGAGACCGUGUUCGACGCCGGCGCCAACUCUCUUGACGUCUCCGUCCCCGGCGGCCAACAAGUCUACAUCGCGCCCUCCGGCGCCCUAGCCUUCACGCAGCCCCACUCCGCCAACAUCCCCGCCGGUAGCGUGGUCGGCGCCUUCAGCUACUCGCAGAAGCCCGGCGCCACCUUCGGCUACUGGACCCUGGAGAACAGCGGACUGAUCGCUUGCCCUGUUCCUGCUGCUGCUGCUGCUGCUGAUGCUUGCUCCUCGGCUGUUCCCUCCGCUACCCCCACCCCUGGUGCUGCCAACACCGCCAGCAAGUGGCAGGUCUUCGCUGCUUGGGGUAACGCGACCGUUCCCUCGGGUAAUGUCCGUGACUGCCUUGGCUUUGAUGCUUUGGCUGUUGGUCGGAACGGUAGUGCUGCUGCUUGGGAGUAUCUGUAA
Aspergillus homomorphus CBS 101889 is the source of this 1012-nucleotide messenger RNA. Its product is annotated as putative IgE-binding protein. Lineage: Eukaryota; Fungi; Ascomycota; Eurotiomycetes; Eurotiales; Aspergillaceae. The record is from RefSeq and is a predicted model, not a curated record. The transcript is spliced from 2 exons. The coding region runs from base 335 to 1012 and encodes 225 amino acids.